This is a messenger RNA of Plasmodium gonderi, 474 nucleotides long. RefSeq lists its product as hypothetical. Bases 1 to 474 code for a protein of 157 amino acids. The transcript has a single exon. The record is from RefSeq and is a predicted model, not a curated record. Lineage: Eukaryota; Apicomplexa; Aconoidasida; Haemosporida; Plasmodiidae.
AUGAAAAUUAAUGUAAGUCAGUUAAAAUCAAUAAUCAAUGCUUCUCCUAUGGAAGACUCUGUCGUUGAAAGUAGUAUACAGGAUAUCAAUCCAUAUGUUAGGCUUACAUAUAGUACAUUAAGGAAUAAAUAUACUGAUGAUGUUAUGAGGGAGAGAUGUUGUAAUGCUAUAAAUUUUUACUUGAAUUUAUUGAUUGAAGCUGUUAAUUUAUCGAAAAUAUUUGUAGAAAAAAAGAGUGCUAAGAUAGAAACCUUCAUUGAGGAAUACUGGAACGGAAAAAUUAAUAUUGAUAAUUAUACAUGCGAAAGAAAAAAGGAUAUCUAUAAAUCUAUUGUAAAUUGUUUAUUACAAAAAUUACAAGGUGAUGAUUAUAAUCAAUAUAAAUCACAGAUUAACAUAGAUGACGAGGCCCGUAAAAUAAUAUGGCACAAAAUAAUUCAGGCGGAAAAAAACUGUAUGAAAAUAAUAAUAUAA